AUGUUCCAGGACAUUCCCCUUGACUCGUCUGAGGACGAUGCUGACUGCGACUGGGACAUCAUAGAUCCCCAGUAUGACAUCCCUCAGCCUCCAGAGGAGGCCCACCAGUCCAGCUACAGCGCACCAGCGACUUCUGCCCCGGAAAGCGACGAGGACGACGAAGCGCAAGAGCAGCUGGCACCGCGCCGGAAGCCCGGUGGCUACGACAGCCGCAUUGAGCAGAUCCUCUACGAGAACCCAGAGCUUCCCAUCCUGAUCACAGAUGCUGGCAAGAGCUUGGAGAGUGGGGGAAGAUACAUUGUUUACACCAUCAGGACAGGAGAUCUCGAGGUUCGCAGACGUUAUUCCGAGUUCGCUUCGCUUCGCGAGGCGCUCAUACGACUUCAUCCCACCAUUAUCAUCCCUCCGAUCCCAGAGAAACACACCAUGGCAGACUAUGCGGCCAACCCGACGAACGCGAAGCAGGACCAGCAGAUUAUCGACCUGCGGAAGCGCAUGCUGGCAGUGUUUCUGAAUCGCUGUCGGAGAAACCAGCAAAUUCGGACGGACGGGGUGUGGUGGCGUUUCUUGGAUCCGAAUGCGAGCUGGAACGAGGUUCUGCAUUCUCACCCGAUCGCUUCCAUACCGAAGUCUAUUUUCAAAGCCCCCCCACUGGACCCUGCAAACCCAACACCUGCUCACAGCUACCUUCCCAUCCCGACAUCUUCCAACAAGCUCAAGUCGCAACAGACCAUUGGGCCCGGCGUGGAUGGAGCUUUCGGAACUGGCAACAACGCAGGGCUGUCCCGGUUUCCGCCUGAAAAUGCAAACCUGAGCGAGCAGGAGCUGGACCCUUAUUUCACAUCUUUUGAGUCUUCUAUUAAAGAGCUCGAGCAGCUCCUGACUGGGCCCAUGGAGAAGGUCAACCGGCGGACGCUCAGCCACUAUUCCUUGCUGGCGACUGAUCUGUCUGAGCUUGGUGCGAAAUACAACGCGUUUGCGUUAUCUGAGCAGGACCCCACACUCGGCCCCGUCAUAGAGCGGAUCGGACAAGCCGCAGACAUGUCAUACGUUGCCACAGAGGAGCUUUCAACCUCGUUGGGUGCCAGCUUCGCGGAGCCCAUGAGGGAGAACGCGCAAUUUGCCGGAGUCGUGAGAAGCGUCCUGCGGUAUCGGAUCAUGAAACGAAUACAACAGGAGGUCACCAACGAUGAGCUCAACAAGAAAAGGCUGCUGCUGGACCAGCUUGAAAGGAGCGAGGCAGAAGCCCGCAGGAUUGACCAGUAUCUGAGCGGAAGCCAACAGAUCCAGCCCCGAAGGUCUACAAGCGUGCAAGAAUCUUCGAAUCGCCAUCCAACCCCGGGCCAUAAGAAGGCUGCGAGUGGCAACUCGAUCACCAACAAGAUCUUUGGCCCUUUACGCCACGCGGUGCAAGGGGUUGUCGAUGUCGACCCCGAGAAGACUCGACGAGACACCAUAGGCAGGACUCGAGAAUCGAUUGCGCAGCUCGAGCAGGCACAGGUUGCUGUUGCCAAGGACGUCAAAGAUGCAAGUGCCAGCGUUCUCAAAGACAUGAAGCGGUUCCAGAAGGAGAAAGAAGAUGACCUGAGGCGCUACAUGCUCGCAUAUGCCAAAAGCCAGAUCGAAUGGGCUAAGAAGAACAAGGAGACAUGGGAAGAGGCGAGGGCCGAGGUCGAUAAGAUCGAUGAGUCUUAG
Molecule: messenger RNA, 1695 nt
Organism: Diaporthe citri
Lineage: Eukaryota; Fungi; Ascomycota; Sordariomycetes; Diaporthales; Diaporthaceae
Exons: 5
Coding region: 1-1695 (564 amino acids)
Biological process (GO): retrograde transport, endosome to Golgi
Molecular function (GO): phosphatidylinositol binding
Source: RefSeq, a predicted model, not a curated record